Peronospora matthiolae is the source of this 225-nucleotide messenger RNA. The record is from the annotation of a GenBank genome assembly. Lineage: Eukaryota; Oomycota; Peronosporomycetes; Peronosporales; Peronosporaceae.
AUGUACGAAGGGAUUGACAACCUGAAAUCCCUUUGCGACCGUGCCGGGAAGACUUUCUCCGGCGGUCCUUCUGCGGCACAGGAUGUGCCGCGUCGUACUGCUCAACCAGACCCAGUACGUCGAUCAUCAGUUGGGAGCGGGGCUCCCAAGUAUCCCAGGACGGGGGAUAGCCGCGCCACUGGACGAGAUAACUCGUCCGACGUCCGUUCACGUCGCGGUGGUUAA